Spodoptera litura is the source of this 1835-nucleotide messenger RNA. NCBI's taxonomy places the organism in Eukaryota, Metazoa, Arthropoda, Insecta, Lepidoptera, Noctuidae. The record is from RefSeq and is a predicted model, not a curated record.
UCAAUCCACCGUUCUACCAACAUGGCCACGAUAAGCCGUACUUCGACUAAAUUAUUUAGAAAAAUACAAUUUUCACCUGUUUUAACGCGUAAUUUUAGUAAUGUGAAAAGUGAUAAUUCGUUAAAAAAGAUUUUGACGACCUGUGUGUGUGUUGCUGGCGGGGGAUUGGCAUUUUAUGCUGUAAAUAAAUAUGGGAGGAAGAACACGGUUUAUGCUCUCAAGGCGAAGCCGGACGAGCUUGCCAAGUCGGUGAAGCUGACAUCUCGAGAGAGGCGGUUCAUCAAGUUUGCGAGCGUCGAGUAUGGAGGACAGCUGUACAUGACGCCACAGGACUUCUUGGAGUCUGUGGUGGAACAGGAGCCUAGACCUCGGUUAAAGCGCCGUGUGCUGACCACGAAAGAGAUAGAACACCUGCGCGACAACACGCCGGCCCUCAAGAAGGGAUCCUCGCAGAUGUUCCGCAACAUGAGGGACAAAGGAAUCAUCUCUUACACGGAGUAUCUGUUCCUGCUCUCAAUUCUGACGAAGCCGGCUUCAGGUUUCCGCAUCGCGUUCAAUAUGUUCGAUACGGACGGUAACCAGCGCGUUGAUAAAAACGAGUUCUUAGUCCUGCUUACCUUAGUGUCGACAAGCGCAAUGAAGAACAGGGCCGGUCAUGAAGUCCCGAGUUCGUCCACCAUGGAGAAGAUCUUCAGUUUCGCAUGGCGAGGCAAGAGAGGGAUGACGGAUGAAGAAAAUAAGAACGAAGCGCCAGUGGAUGAUAAAGCGGUUGUUAAAGCGGAUGGUAAAGGGGAUGACAAGGCGCAUGAGAACUACGUGAAUGAUGAUCAGGGGCUGCAGAGGAGGCACAAUGUUGAUACUUUUCUGCAGGUGCAUUUCUUCGGCAAGAAAGGAACGAACGACCUGAAGUUCGAGGGUUUCAGGCAGUUCAUGGAGAACCUGCAGACCGAGGUGCUGGAGCUGGAAUUCCAUGAGUUUGCUAAAGGUCACGAGACGAUAUCCGAGGUGGACUUCGCGAAGAUCCUCCUUCGUUACACCUACCUGGACACGGACGAGUAUGACAUGUACCUGGAUCGUCUGCUGGACCGAGUCAAGUAUGAGCACGGCAUCACCUUCGAGGAGUUCAAGACCUUUUGCCAGUUCCUCAACAAUCUGGAGGACUUUACUAUAGCUAUGAGGAUGUAUACGCUCGCUGAUCAUCCGAUUUCUAAAGACGAGUUCCACCGCGCCGUAAAGAUCUGCACGGGAAUAUCUCAGUCGGAACACCUGGUUACAACUGUGUUUGCGAUAUUCGACGCUGAUGGAGACGGCCUGCUCAGCUACAAGGAGUUCAUAGCCAUCAUGAAGGAUCGACUCCAUAGAGGAUUCAAGUCAUACGCCAAGAACGAAGGUUGGGAGGCGUUCAAAUCUUGUGUCAAACAAGAAAUGAAGAGUGCGGUGUAAUGUCAUCUCUUUCUAACACAUGAUUCACGUAACGUGCGAGAGAGACAACGAUAUGUCAUAUGCCUAGUUGCGUUUUGUUGCCAUAUUUAAAAACGAUUUUUCGAUCUCAUCGUUAUUUCUCACUAGUUUUUUAAAUAUUUUUAAUAGUUGCAAUAUUUUUUUGUUUAUAUGUAGUUUUUUUCUUUUUUAAGUGAAAUUGUUUUUACAUUUACUGAUAUACGAAAAGCAUUAGAUGGAUGGAAAGGAUGUUAUACAUUUUCAUCUUUAUCGCAAAGGAAAUAAAGUAGAAAAUUUAUUAAAGAACGAAAUUCACGAUUUAGCGGCCCAGCAGCUGUAGCCAAAUGGCAAUUAGCGCUUGUCUACAUGGAGAAUAGAAAACCAAAUUAUAUGGG